GACACAGUGCUUGUCUGAGGGGCUGAGCCAUCCUCAUCACGAGUUAUUUCCUGAAUGCAGCCAGCGAUGGCCACCCCCGUUGUUUCCCUUGUUCGGAUCUUGGGAGGGAGGCAAAGCAGUGGUUAUCAUCCUCACUCUGCAGAUGAGGCAACUGAGGCCCAGAGAAGGGGAGGGAUCAGUCUAACCCGAGUGCCCCAAGUCUGCUAAUGUCGGCAAUCAUGGAAACAGCCCGAGCACCGCUAGGCCUGCCGGUCCCCGGGGCCCCUGAGUGGGAGGUGCUGUGCUGAAAGCUUCAGUUCUGGGGGGUGGGAGCAACAGCCAGUUGGCGCUUGGGGUGCCCUGCUUUACCUCGCUCUUAGCAAGGAGGGCAGGUAGGGGCUAAGGGUGUAGUCCUUAAGUUGGGAACAAACCCGACUCGGUGGCUGCCUGCAGGCUGCAUAUUGGGCCACAGAGGAUCCCGCAAGGAUGAAGAAAUGGGGUAGCUCAGACUUGGGGGAGUCUGAGGACCCACUCCAACAAGACUUCUGCCCAGACCCCCUGGAUGGAGACCCUGACUCCAAGCCACCUCCAGCCAAGCUCCACUUCUCCACGGCCAAGAAGCGCACCAGGCUCUUUGGGAAGGGCGACUCGGAGGAGAAGUCCUCCAUGGACGGCUCUUAUGAGGAAGGCGAGCUGGCCUCCUGCCCGACCAUCACAGUCAGCCCAGUUGUCAUCGUCCAGCGGCAUGGGGAUGGCCCCACCUGUGCCAGGCAGCUGUCCCAGGACUCUGUCCCUGCUGGCGCCGAGAAGAUCCUCAAGCUGUAUGAUCGCAGGAGGAUCUUCGAAGCCGUCGCUCAGAAUAACUGCCAGGAGCUGGAGAGCCUGCCCCUCUUCCUGCAGAAGAGCAAGAAGCAGCUCACCGACAGCGAGUUCAAAGACCCCGAGACAGGGAAGACCUGUCUGCUGAAAGCCAUGCUCAACCUGCACGACGGGCAGAACGACACCAUCCCCCUGCUGCUGGAGAUCGCCCGGCAGACGGACAGCCUGCGGGAGUUUGUCAAUGCCUGCUACACGGACAGCUACUACAAGGGCCAGACGGCACUGCACAUUGCCAUUGAGAGGCGGAACAUGGCGCUGGUGACCCUCCUGGUGGAGAAUGGAGCAGACGUCCAGGCUGCGGCCAACGGAGAUUUCUUUAAGAACACCAAAGGGCGGCCUGGCUUUUACUUUGGUGAGCUGCCCCUCUCCCUGGCCGCAUGCACCAACCAGCUGGCCAUCGUGAAGUUCCUGCUGCAGAACUCCUGGCAGCCAGCUGACAUUAGUGCCAGGGACUCCGGGGGCAACACGGUGCUGCAUGCACUGGUGGAGGUGGCCGACAACACGGUCGACAACACCAAGUUUGUGACAACCAUGUACAACGAGAUUCUGAUCCUGGGGGCCAAACUCCACCCUACGCUGAAGCUGGAGGAGCUCACCAACAAGAAGGGCAUGACACCACUGGCCCUGGCCGCUGGCAGCGGGAAGAUCGGGGUCUUGGCCUACAUUCUCCAGAGGGAGAUCCAGGAGCCUGAGUGCAGGCACCUGUCCAGGAAGUUCACCGAGUGGGCCUACGGGCCUGUGCACUCCUCGCUCUACGACCUGUCCUGCAUCGACACCUGCGAGAAGAACUCGGUGCUGGAGGUGAUUGCCUACAGCAGCAGUGAGACCCCCAACCGCCACGACAUGCUCUUGGUGGAGCCGCUGAACCGACUCCUGCAGGACAAGUGGGACAGAUUUGUCAAGCGCAUCUUCUACUUCAACUUCUCCGCCUACUGCUUGUAUAUGAUCAUCUUCACCGUUGUCGCCUACCACAGGCCUGUGGAUGGCUUGCCUCCGUUUAAGAUGAAAAACACCGUCGAAGACUAUUUCCGAGUCACUGGAGAAAUUCUGUCUGUGGCAGGGGGAGUCUACUUCUUUUUCCGAGGGAUUCAGUAUUUCCUGCAGAGGCGGCCAUCCGUGAAGGCCUUGUUUGUGGACAGCUACAGCGAGAUGCUUUUCUUUGUACAGUCACUGUUCAUGCUGGGGACCGUGGUGCUGUACUUCAGCCACCGGAAGGAGUACGUGGCUUCCAUGGUGUUCUCCCUGGCCUUGGGUUGGAUCAACAUGCUCUACUACACCCGCGGCUUCCAGCAGAUGGGCAUCUAUGCUGUCAUGAUCGAGAAGAUGAUCCUGAGAGACCUGUGUCGUUUCAUGUUUGUCUACGUCGUUUUCUUGUUUGGGUUUUCCACAGCGGUGGUGACACUGAUCGAGGACGGGAAGAACGACUCCGUGUCGACUGAGUCCACAUUGCACAAGGGGCGGGGGCAUAGCUGCAGGCCAUCCGACAGCUCCUACAACAGCCUGUACUCCACGUGUCUGGAGCUGUUCAAGUUCACCAUCGGCAUGGGUGAUCUGGAGUUCACUGAGAACUACGACUUCAAGGCUGUCUUCAUCAUCCUCCUACUGGCCUACGUGAUUCUCACCUACAUCCUCCUGCUCAACAUGCUCAUCGCCCUCAUGGGCGAGACUGUCAACAAGAUCGCACAGGAGAGCAAGAACAUCUGGAAGCUGCAGAGAGCCAUCACCAUCCUGGACACGGAGAAGAGCUUCUUGAAGUGCAUGCGGAAGGCCUUCCGCUCGGGCAAGCUGCUGCAGGUGGGGUACACACCUGACGGCAAGGACGACUACAGGUGGUGCUUCAGAGUGGAUGAGGUGAACUGGACCACCUGGAACACCAAUGUGGGCAUCAUCAAUGAAGACCCGGGCAACUGCGAGGGCGUCAAGCGCACCCUGAGCUUCUCCCUGCGGCCAGGCAGAGCUUCAGGGAGAAACUGGAAGAACUUUGCCUUGGUUCCCCUUUUAAGAGAUGCAAGUGCCCGAGACAGACACUCUGCUCAGCCUGAGGACGUGCAUCUGAAGCAGUUUUCGGGGUCCCUUAAGCCAGAAGAUGCCGAGGUCUUCAAGAAUCCCACUGCUUCCGGGGAGAAGUGAGGACCGCACACGGGGCACUCUCUGUGCUGGGCCCUCGGAGACCUCACUACCACGGGGGCUGUUGGGGAGCACCAGUGCUCUGUCAGCCGCCUGGCCCGCUCCGUGCCUGCCCAGAACUUCCUUGCCUAAGACUGCACUGGACAAGCUGUGGGAAGCAUUGUCCCAUACACGGGAAGAGAUGCACCUCCAACCAUCACUGUCCCCAAGUGAAUCUCCUAACAG
Molecule: messenger RNA, 3210 nt
Organism: Propithecus coquereli (Coquerel's sifaka)
Lineage: Eukaryota; Metazoa; Chordata; Mammalia; Primates; Indriidae
Gene: TRPV1
Product: transient receptor potential cation channel, subfamily V, member 1
Exons: 15
Coding region: 466-2988 (840 amino acids)
Biological process (GO): calcium ion import across plasma membrane
Cellular component (GO): membrane
Molecular function (GO): calcium channel activity; protein binding
Source: RefSeq, a predicted model, not a curated record